Amblyraja radiata (thorny skate) is the source of this 2768-nucleotide messenger RNA. RefSeq names its product carboxypeptidase O. The record is from RefSeq and is a predicted model, not a curated record. Gene Ontology annotation, biological process: proteolysis. The transcript is spliced from 11 exons. Bases 28 to 1404 code for a protein of 458 amino acids. Lineage: Eukaryota; Metazoa; Chordata; Chondrichthyes; Rajiformes; Rajidae. Gene Ontology annotation, molecular function: zinc ion binding; metallocarboxypeptidase activity.
GGCUGUUUGACAAAAUGCCAGUGAAAUAUGUUCACUGAAGUCAUGAGGUGGUGGCUGAGAUGUGUCUCAAUCUUAGGGAUAUUUCCCUUGAUCACAAACUGUUUCCAGACUCAGUACAAUGGGGAUCAGAUUCUCCAGCUCAUCCCUGCGGAUUCCAACCAUGUGGAGUUCCUGAAACAACUAGCGGAGGAAGGGCAGGUUGAUUUAUGGAGGCCUCAAUCAUCAGAGGGAAUUUAUCCUGGGGUUGAAGUUGAUGUUCGGAUCCCAGCAUCAGCAGUUGGCGAAGUUCGAAGUGAACUGAAGAAAAGGGCCCUUCAACACAAGGUUUUAGCAGAAAAUAUUCAAGACCUUCUGGAUGGUCAGUUUCGGAGUAACAACAAGCUACCGCGCAGCAUCAGAGGACACAGUUACACCAAGUAUCAUCCAAUGGCAGAGAUUUAUUCCUGGAUGGAGCAAAUAAAGGAAAAUUACAAACACUUGGUAUCAAAGCACCUGCUGGGUUCCACUUACCAGAACCGGCCCAUGUAUUACCUGAAGAUCAGUAGACAAUCCGACAAGCCGAAAAAGAUUAUCUGGAUGGAUUGUGGAAUUCAUGCAAGGGAAUGGAUUGCUCCUGCAUUCUGCCAGUGGUUUGUGAAGGAGGUAUUAGAAACCUACACUGCAGACCCGAAGACAGAUCGCUUCUUCGAGAACAUUGACUUCUACGUCCUGCCAGUUCUAAACAUUGAUGGCUACAUUUACUCCUGGACAAAGGAGCGCCUGUGGAGAAAAUCGAUGUCUCCGUGCUUCAACACCACCUGUUUUGGAACUGAUCUCAACAGGAACUUUGAUGCACAAUGGUGCAGCAUCGGGGCUUCAAGGAACUGCUGUUCAAACAUCUAUUGUGGUUCGGCCCCCGAGUCGGAACCUGAGACCCGUGCAGUUGCUGAUUUUCUCCGUCGCCACAGGUCCGACAUCCUGUGCUUUCUGACCAUUCAUUCCUACAGUCAGCUGAUCCUGACCCCGUACGGAUACACAAACUCAACAGUCAGCAACCACGAGGAAAUGAUGCGAGUUGGACGAAAGGCAGCCACUGCUUUGAUGCAGGUGCAUGGGACCAAGUACAAAGUGGGACCUUCCUCAUGGAUUCUCUAUUACUCAUCCGGUUCCUCACGAGACUGGGCAGCCGAUCUUGGAUUCAAGUUUUCCUACACGUUUGAGCUCCGAGACAAUGGAACGUAUAAAUUCCUACUCCCAGAGGAUCAGAUCCAGCCCUGCUGUGAGGAAACAAUGGCAGCGGUGACAACCAUCAUUGAGCACACCCAUGAGAAACAUUUCCAGAACUCCACUCCAGGCGUUGUAGCCCUGUGGUUGUAUGUGUUGUCUUCUUGUUUAUUAAAUGUUUAUUUUAUUAAUUUGUCAUAACAGGAAAAUGAGAGAUAACUGUCAGGUUUGAUGUAGAAUUGUAGAAUCAUUCAUUCACAUGCUGAGUCAUCAUUAAUUUGCAAGUCCUUAAUAGCCCAUGAGAAGGUAGUUGUGAGCUGGUUUCUUUAUCCAUUGCAGUCCUUGAGGAGUGGCAAACCCACAAUAUUGUAAGGGAGUUCCAAGAUUAUGACCAGGUGACAUAAAUAUAAAGUCUGGGUGCAGUGUAACUUGGAGGGCAACUUCCAGCUGGUGGUAUUUCCAUGCAUUUGCUCUUCUGCUGGUGGGCACUGAAGGUGCUCUCUCAGCCGUCCAUUUGCAACAAGUGCCAAUUAGUCUACUGUGUUUGUGCUAGAUGAAAGAGUGCUAUCUUUCCCAAUCCCACCAUCCAGCACAAUGUUGACGCCCCUGCAGACCAUAGCUCUUCAAGCACAUGUCCAAGUACUGUUUAAUGGGAUGGGAUAAAAGAAGCCAAUGAUUAAUAUUAAUAUAAUAUCAAGGGGGGUGGUUAGUGUGUGUGUGCGCCUCCGCAGGUGCCCCUCCCACACACAACCGCGCGUUGAGGGGAUGGAACCCAACGGGUCCCACUUGUUCUAGUUAUCUUUAAAUUCACAUCUUCUAGUUUUUGAUCCUUCUAAUAGGUUGUUCCCAUUUAAUUUGUAACAUAAUUUUACACACUUCAAUUAAUGGCCUUCACCUCCUGUUACAAAGAAGUAACCUUGGCUCUUCCAACCUUUCCCUUAGCCUUGUUUCCAUUCCUGGUAACAUCCUCAAGAAUUGCUGUAUCCCAUACAGAGCAUUGCACAUUUUCUGUGUAAUCAAAAUGUCGCCACUCUUGGGGAUCAUCAAAAAGUAAAAGUGGGCCACAUAAAUCCUAUAAAGCAUUCAGGAGAAUCACACCCCCACAGAAUUGAGGUGGAAUUUGCUUUCAUAUCCUGCUGAUGAGAGGAAUGAGAGAUGCAACUGAGGGAGAAUGAAAUAUUACCAUAAGUGGAAGAAAUGUUAUCACGAGAGGAGAGAAAGGAUUAGGUAGUAAACAAAUCUGGCCUAAAGCAGUUAGAAUAUUAGGCCUGUUGCAAAUUUGUAUGUUUAUUAUUAAAGAACUCAUGUUCAUCGAAACAACACAAUUCUGAUGAAUUCCUGACCGUUGAAUCCACCUCUUCGUGGCCCCUUGCAGUGUAUGCUUAUCUGCAUUUUCUCUGAAGCUGUAGCACAAUAUUUUGCAGUCGUUUUCCUUCCUCAGUUGCGCUCACUAUCUGUUGUACUCAUGCAGGGCAUGAUUUGCCUUGAUAGCAUGCAAAACAAAGUUUUUCACUGUAUCUUAGUACAUGUGACAAUAAUAAUAAACCAAGCAAACCUGCACCAAU